Messenger RNA from Strongyloides ratti, 543 nucleotides. Its product is annotated as Peroxidasin-like protein. The record is from RefSeq and is a predicted model, not a curated record. Lineage: Eukaryota; Metazoa; Nematoda; Chromadorea; Rhabditida; Strongyloididae. Gene Ontology annotation, biological process: response to oxidative stress. Gene Ontology annotation, molecular function: heme binding; peroxidase activity. The coding region runs from base 1 to 543 and encodes 180 amino acids. The transcript has a single exon.
AUGCCUCAAAGAUUAACAUUCGCUGUAACAGAAAGAAUAUUUGGUAAUUCAGAUUUAGGAUCAAUUAAUAUUCAAAGAGGACGUGAUCAUGGUAUUCCUGGUUACAUAGCAUGGAGAGAAAUGUGUAAUUUACCAAAAGUUAGAGAUUUUGAUGAUCUUAAUACAACAAUAACAUCAGCUGUUAUUAGAAAUAAUUUAAAACUUCUUUAUAAACAUGUAGAAAAUAUUGAUAUGUAUAUUGGAUCACUUCUUGAAGAUCCUAUUGAUGGAGCCAUUUUUGGUCCAACAUUAAUAUGUAUUGUUGGAAAACAAUUUAAAGCUCUCCGUGAUGGAGAUAGAUUUUAUUAUGAAAAUAAAAAAAUAUUUACUAAAGAACAGAUUGAAUCUAUUAAUAAAAUAACAUUAUCAAGAAUUAUUUGUGAUAGCGGUGACAAAAUGAAGCAUGUGCCCAAAGAAGGAUUCAAUCAAGUUAAAGCUGAAGAUUUAAUUGAUUGUAAUUCAUUACCAACUAUAGAUUUAACACCAUGGAAGACAGAUAUGUAA